Sorghum bicolor (sorghum) is the source of this 2917-nucleotide messenger RNA. RefSeq lists its product as uncharacterized. The record is from RefSeq and is a predicted model, not a curated record. Gene Ontology annotation, cellular component: nucleus. NCBI's taxonomy places the organism in Eukaryota, Viridiplantae, Streptophyta, Magnoliopsida, Poales, Poaceae. The transcript is spliced from 13 exons. The coding region runs from base 300 to 2630 and encodes 776 amino acids.
GUCCACGCGCGCCCGUUCCGAUUCCGAAGGCAGGACGCGUACGCGGCGGCGAGACGAGGAACCAACCCAACGGCGACGAGAAAUCCACGGCGGCUAGUUCACUCCAUCCGGCGCGCGCGACUCCCUCCGCCUCGACCAAAACCGAGGGCGUUUUCGUGCCCCCCUUCUCCAAUUCCGGAGCCCACCUCCUCGUCCACUCCCCCCACUCACCUGCACCAUCCCAACCCCGAUCCCCAAAACCCUAGGUCCUUCGAUCUAAUGCCGUGACCUCUCGAAUUCCCAAUUCCCCCAGCCUCUCCAUGGAAGACCCCGUGGCGGCCCCCUCCUCGUCCUCCGCCGCCCCUGCCGCUGCCGCAGCUGCUAGGGUUCCGGCGGCGGCGGCGGCGGCGGCAGCCCCUGCCGUUACCUCUGCGCCGCCCGUUCUCGCUCCGCCGCAGCCCCCUGCCACCGCGCCUACGCUUCCUGAACCCGCGGCGGCGUGCCGGAGGCAGCUGUUCACGGUAGACCUGCGGCCAGGGGAGACCACAAUCGUGUCGUGGAAGAAGCUUCUCAAGGAGACCGGGCAAACCGCCGUGGCACCGUCAGUGAAGACGGAGCCAGCGUUCGCUGCACAUGCGGGCCCAUCUGGUGCGGCACAUCCUGCAGAAAAUGACCCAAAGGACCCAACACAGCCAAAUCGGUUCAAUGCAGUCAUUGAAAAAAUUGAGCGCCUUUACAUGGGAAAACAUAGCAGCGAUGAAGAGGAUCUUAAUGAUGUACCAGAUGAUGAUCAGUAUGACACUGAGGAUUCUUUCAUUGAUGACGCCGAAUUGGAUGAAUAUUUCGAAGUCGAUAAUUUGAAAACUAAGCACGAUGGGUAUUUUGUUAACAAGGGGAAGCUGGAACAGAUUGAACCUGGCACAUCAGCAAAUGUUGCUCCAAAGAAAAGGAGAAGAAAGGAUGCAUCAAAUACUUAUCUGGAAACUAAUCACCUUGCUCCAGUUGAUUAUUUCAAUAUUGGCGAUGUACCUGGAAAAUCCUCUGCAAGAGGUACUGUGCAGGCAGGAAAACAAUUAGCUAGUAGCAACAUAGGUUCUUAUGGUCAAUACCACGAGGACAAUAGAGUGGUGAAGAACAAAACCAGUGGUCCUGGAGGAGCCCCUAAAAGAAAAUCUUCUGAAUUCUCGGGUGGUGAUGCUGCAGCACGUGCUAAGAUUAUUAAGGAUGUCUCACAUCCUCCUUUGGAGCUCAGAGACUUGGAAAAACAUAAAGCUGCAGCACUACCUGUUGACUAUGCACAUAAGUCAAAAACCAGUGAGACAUUUGAUUAUGCUUAUCAAGUUUACAGGGAUAAAGGCACUUCAGUGCAACUUGAUUUCCAACAAAGAAAGGUAAGCGGAGAAAAUCAAGAUCCAUCAAAUAAAGUCUACCGCAAAGAGAGACAUGGAACAGGUGAAUAUCCUGGCAUGGCUAUGGCUAGUGCUGUCUAUUCUACACAAACAAUGCACCCAGUUGUUGGCAGGGAGGGUUCAGGUACUAAACCCAAAGGCACCAGGCUUGAGCGAGCUAUUCGCGAUCUCCAGAAGAUUGUUGCAGAAUACAGACCACCUACAAUUGAUAUUAAUGAGGUAGAUCCAAAUGGCCAAGCAGCAGUUAAAAGACGGUUGCCUCCUGAAGUAAAACAAAAGCUUGCCAAGGUUGCAAGGUUAUCGGCAAAUCAGGGAAAGAUCCAAGAACAUGAGCUAAUGAAUCGCCUCAUGGGCAUAGUUGGACACCUUGUUCAGCGCAGGACACUGAAGAGAAACAUGAAAGAAAUGGUUGAAUCAGGUAUAUCUGCUAAACUGGAGAAGGCUGACAGGUUUCAGCGUGUAAAAUUGGAGAUCAAUGAUAUGAUCAAAGCACGUAUGGCUGCAAAGUCCAAGGUCAAUGAACAACAGGAUGGUUCAGCUGAUGAUUUUCAGGCUACUAAUGAUGACAGAAGAGCUUUAAAAACAAAGUAUGCAAUGGAUACUGCAUUGGAGGACAAGAUGUGUGAUCUGUAUGAUAUGUAUGUUGAGGGUAUGGAUGAAGACAAGGGCCCUCAAAGCAGGAAGUUAUACGUAGAGCUUGCAGAGUUAUGGCCUCAAGGUUACAUGGAUAAUGUUGGAAUCAAAGAUGCCAUUUCUAGAUCAAAGGAGCGAAAAAGAUUAUUGUACAGCCAGCAAAAGGUUCGCAGUGAAGAGCGAAUGAAGAGGAAGAGGAUGGCAGCAGCAGCAAAGCUGCAAGAUGGCUUCCCUGUUGUAAUGCAAAGUGGAGUUCCACAGGUUGCACAACCACCCAUAACAAAUUCCAUCGCAUACCAUGCGGCUGAUUAUGGACAGAACCAGGGGUCGAAAUUUUUUGAAAGGGCUCGUGAAACGAGCUCCAGUGCAAUUCCUGAUGAUGGCAACAGAAAUGCUGGCGAGAUGAAGAAGAAGAAAAGAAAACAUGAACAUGAUCUUGUAGAUACAGAAGCUAACCUACCAAAGGCUCCCUUGCAGCAUGGGAGUGAGAAGCAAAAGCCUUCUAAGCCUGCUGACGAGGCCAGUGCUGGUAGCCUGCCCUCCAUGGCGGCAACUCAAACUGUGCUUGGCCUACCAACGGUGUUUGGUCAUAACCAACAACCUAGCUGAUUAUUUCGGCAUAGUGUUUUCAGGUGCUGUAAGAAAUUGUGGCGUCUCCAUGUGUUCAGCAUCGAUUGUCGAGACUAACAUGUUUCCGAGUCGAGAGGAUAUUUGACUUUGUAAUUUUCUAGCAUUGCAUGGUUCCUUUGCCCAGAUUAUCUGUGCAGCGCUGAUAGAUAUGAUCGGAUGCAGAUUUGCAUCCGUCCAAAUAUCAGUUGUAAUUAUGAAUCGUUUCUAUUGCUGGUAGUCGAGACAUGUAUUGUUCAUAUCGUGCGCUGUAAAAUGUCAUUCAGCAA